AUGAAAAUGGCAAAUGUGAGCAAAACCCAGAUAAUUGACUAUGAGGGGCAUAUCAUAGAUGAUUUAAAAGAAUGGAUGAGCGACAAUAAGUUGUCAAAUUUAGGGUUUAAUUACAAUGUAAUAGCAAUAUUAGGAAGUCAGAGUAGUGGUAAAAGUACACUAUUAAAUAAUUUAUUUAAAACAUCAUUUGAAGUUAUGAAUACAAAGUUGGGACAUAGUCAGACUACUCAAGGAUUAUGGUUAAGUUAUGAUAAGUUUGAAGAUGAAUUAUCAGGUGAAUCUAGUGAGGGUAAAGAUGGAAAAUCCAAAAAUAAAAGUGGUGAUAAGCCUGUUGUAAAUCCAACCCUAAUUUUAGAUGUAGAAGGUAAUGAUUCUAAGGAAAGAGGAGAGAAUAGAUUAACUUUUGAACAUAGAUCUGCUUUGUUUUCACUUGCAUUAGCAGAUUGUGUGAUUGUUAAUUUAUGGUAUCACUCUUUAGGUAAUUUUACUGCAUCUAAUUAUGGAUUAUUAAAAACAGUUAUGGAAGUCCAUUUAGAAUUAUUUCAUCAAAACGUAAAUUGUCCUAAAACAAUUUUAAUGUUUACUGUAAGAGAUUGGUUUGAAGAAUUUGCUCCUUUAGAUGUAAUUAGAGAAAAGAUUAUCGAAGAAUAUGUAAAUAAAAUAUGGCAAGAAUUAAAGAAACCUGCAUCGUCAAAAAAAGCAAAAGUUGACGAUUAUUUUAUUAUUGAAGUUGUUGGGUUAUCUCAUGGUAUUAUUAAAAAGGAUGAAUUUUUAAAAGAUAUAAAACGUUUAAGGCAUAGAUGGAUAUAUGAAUUAAGACCAAUAAACUAUUCGAGAAACAUCCCAGCUGAUGGUUUUGCUCAAUAUUGUCAUAAUAUAUGGAAUACCAUAGUAAAACAAUCACAAUUAGAUAUUCCAUCACAACAAGAAAUGCUUGCAACUUUUAGAUGCCAAGAAAUAAAAAAUAAUGUAUUAAAUAGUGUAAGUGGUAUGAUUAAAGAAAAGACAAUUGAUUCUAAAAAUAGAUAUAUUGAAAAUUUUAAAACAUGGGCAGAAACUGAGAUUAUUGAAAAAAGUGUAAAUGAAUAUUUAAUAGAUGCAUCUAGAUAUCAAAAAAAUAUAUGUUUAAAAACAUUAGAAGAAUUAUUAGAAACAUUAUUUAUACAAUUACAAACUAUUGUUGAUAAUAAUUUAAAUUAUACUCAAAGAAUUUUAUCUUCUAAAUUUUCUAAAGAAUUAAAUAGUAUGUAUAGUAUAUGUACAACUGAUAAAGGCUACUUCUUAUUUAGUAGUGAUAAAAAUGUAGAUGUAACAGAACAAGAUGAGAAUUUAUCAAAUAUGGAUAAAUCAGGAGAAAGUAUUAAAAGGGGAAAUCAAAGUAAGUGUAUCAAUUUAUGGUCUAACUUUUUAUAUAAUGCAGAUAUGUUAGAAUAUACUACAAUAAGUAAUUUUUAUGAUCAAUAUAAAAAAUGUACUAUAGAAAUUGCUGAAGCAAGUAUAGCUAGUAAUGAAAGUAAAGGUAGUCAAGAAAAAAAGAAUCACGAUUUUAAUUAUAAAAAUUCAUUAACAAUAUUAGCUACAUCUAUUUAUAAAGAUACAAACAGAAUUAGAAGUGUACAAUGUAACAUUUUAAUUGAAAGAAUUAGGGCCACAAUUAAAGAAGAAUUAAAAAAUGUUGAUAAUAUGUUAGUAACUGUUAAAUGCUCAAAAGAUUAUUGGGAUUAUAUAUUAAAAAUAAUAAAUAAAUUAGAAGAUCAUAUUUAUACAAAUUUAUCAAAAUCUUUUGUAAAUCUAAAAACAGGAAUAAAUACAACAUAUCUAAAUAAUGGAGAUAAUAUAUAUGCAAGAUUAAAUACUAAUACUGAUUAUGGUUUUGCAUAUUCUCAUAAUGACCAAAUGUAUGACUUUUCAGAUGACGAGAAUAUAAGUUAUGAUGAAAUAGAUACUGAAAUAGAUCAAAGUAAAAAUGAUAUGGAAAGUUUAUUUAAUAGUAAAAAGUUUGAAAUAAUUACAAAAAAAAGUAAAAAAGAAAAAUAUGUUAGUACUAUAAAUAAUGAUUUAACUAAAGAAAUGAAUAAUAAAAAACUUAUUUUAGAAUUAAAAAAUUUUUAUACUGAAAUAAUUAUAGAUGCAUUAAAAAUUAAAUUAGAUGAAAUAUCCAAUGAUAUAGCUAAUAUAAUUAUUAAUAGAUUUGAAUCUGUUUUUAAUUAUGAUGAAAUUGAACAACCAAGACAAUGGAGAAAUAUAUCUGUAGUUGAAUUAAAAAAUAUUUUCCGAGUAUCAAAAGAUUAUGCAUUUUUAAUAGUUGAGAUUCUUCAAAAAAAUAUAAAAAUUGAUAAAAUUGAUAAGCAUUUACCAAAUAAUUUUAUAAAUACUGAUAUUAUUGAAAAGGGAAAAAGUAAAGCUAAAAAAAGAAUACAAGAAAUAUGUAGAGAUGCUCAAUAUAUACAAGAAACUGGAGGACAAAUGAGUUUAAAAAAUGUUCCAUUUGCUUUUUGGGUUAUUUUAUUAAUUUUAGGAUGGAAUGAACUAUUAAUGUUUACUCGUUUAUUUUUUAGAUUAAAUAUUAUUCUUCCAAUCUUUAUGGCUUUUAUAAUUAUCGUUGGUUCAUGUCUUUAUACUGGAAAUGCUCAGGUCCUUUCUUAUCUAAAUAAAAUUGCUUUCAUUAUAAUAAAGAAUUCAUAUAAUUUUUAUAAGCACCUACAAACAGUUGGAAAUCAACCAACCAAACCAGAGAAAGUUGAUUAA
This is a messenger RNA of Plasmodium vinckei vinckei, 2748 nucleotides long. RefSeq names its product protein SEY1, putative. Gene Ontology annotation, biological process: endoplasmic reticulum membrane fusion. The record is from RefSeq and is a predicted model, not a curated record. Gene Ontology annotation, cellular component: endoplasmic reticulum. The transcript has a single exon. Gene Ontology annotation, molecular function: GTPase activity; GTP binding. Bases 1 to 2748 code for a protein of 915 amino acids. Lineage: Eukaryota; Apicomplexa; Aconoidasida; Haemosporida; Plasmodiidae.